AUGAACGGCCCCAGUUUCUGGUUUGUCAGGGACAUCAGUCCCAAAUGUUCAAGGGUUAGUAACGNUUCUGGUUUGUCAGGGACAUCAGUACCAAAUGUUCAAGGGUUAGUAAAGUGUGAUAUACGACCAAGAUACGCGACAGAGCCUAUUUUUACAUUCAACGCAUGGAUGUUUCCUACUAUUACCGUCCAGAUGCCCAGUGAAGGUAUUGCUGAUGACAUAGCCGCGAAAUAUGAUAACCUAACUUUAGCGGAUCCGUCAUUUGCGGUGCCUAAUAAUGUGGACUCAUUGCUCGGCGUAGACUUGUUCGCGCGUAUACUUGACGGUAAUCGCGUCUCCGUCGGAGAGUCGCUGCCAGUGGCUUUUGGCUCAGUGUUUGGAUGGAUACUUAUCGGUCCAGUACCCCAGACCAACGAGUAUACUGAAUUGUCUUGCCCUAUUUCUCUUGUGUCGACGGCGGAAAAUAUAAUUAGUAAACUCUGGCAAAUAGAAGAACCUGAGGCUGCGACUGAUGAUUUUAAUCACGCAGGUAUCUGUGAAACUAUGUAUAACGAGGAAAGGUCGCGUGAUGAAGACGGACGUUUUGUGGUACCGUUGUUUUUUUGUCAACCGGUUACGGAAAAUACUUUUUACGGUUCACGUGCAGUCGCUAUGCGACGUUUUACAUAUUUAGAGAAAAAAUUAGAGGCGGAUCGUCGGUUUCGUGAGUCUUAUUGUGCAUUCAUGGCAAAAUAUUUGGCCUUGGGCCAUAUGUCUCUCGCUACAUCUAAAGAUUUAUAUCUCAUUCCUCAUCACGCCGUAAAUAAACCAUCAGAAGGGGAUAUAAAAUUAAGAGUGGUUUUGGACGCGUCUGCUCAAGCGUUUUCCGGAACAUCAUUAAACCAAUGUUUAUAUGCGGGGCUGAAAUUGCAACGCGAUGUAAUCAAUGUCUUAACAUUAUUCCAAUUAUCACGCUUUGCCUUUAUGGCUGAUAUUAACAAAAUGUAUCAGUAG
Molecule: messenger RNA, 993 nt
Organism: Daktulosphaira vitifoliae (grape phylloxera)
Lineage: Eukaryota; Metazoa; Arthropoda; Insecta; Hemiptera; Phylloxeridae
Exons: 1
Coding region: 1-993 (330 amino acids)
Source: RefSeq, a predicted model, not a curated record